This is a messenger RNA of Theileria orientalis strain Shintoku, 1638 nucleotides long. RefSeq lists its product as uncharacterized. The transcript has 3 exons. NCBI's taxonomy places the organism in Eukaryota, Apicomplexa, Aconoidasida, Piroplasmida, Theileriidae. Bases 1 to 1638 code for a protein of 545 amino acids. Gene Ontology annotation, molecular function: protein binding. The record is from RefSeq and is a predicted model, not a curated record.
AUGUAUUUUAUGGUACAGUUUUUUCUUAUAAUUGUAACAAAUAUUAUCUUUAUUAAUAUUGGAGUUUUUGGAGCAGAUUAUGAAGGUUACAGGAGGUAUUGGAUGCACAGAUAUGACGUCGCUAGGGCUACGGAGUAUUAUUCUAGGUCAGCCGAAAUGGGCCAUCCUUUAUCGCAAUAUAUGAUGGCAUUUUUAUUCUCAUUCGAUGUCAAAAAUGGUCCAGGAUUAGACAAGCAUAGAGCUUUGAAGUAUCUGGAGGAUUCUGCCAAGGGUAAAUACACACCUGCACUGUUGGCACUAGCGUACCACUAUCUGUACCAUCCAACCUCGCCAGAUGUAAAAUAUGCAAUUAAACUAUAUAAACAGGUUAUAAAGGAUGAUGCGUCAUUUUACUCUAAAACUAUCUUUGCCAUAGAUGAUCUGAAGGUGUCUAAGACUAACAUUGAUAAAUACAAGGAGGUUUAUAAGGAAUAUUUGAGUGAAAUGGAGUAUCAAAAUAAAAAGAAAUCUCAAAGGCAACCUGGUACAAAUGACCCUGAUUAUGAUAAAAAACGAGGUUGUGGAAGCUGUAAAUCUGGCCCCAAACCGCCUACUGAGACUAUGAACAAAGUCCAGAAACUUAUGAAUAAGCAUGAGAACAGUCCAGAAAACCUUGCGCCAUACCUUAUAGAACUCGCAUUGAUGUAUAUUAAUGGGAUAGAUUUGCCUAAAAACUAUGAAAACGCCGUAAAGUUGCUCGAGAAGGCUGUUUCUCUUGGGAGUGCUGAGGCUGCCAAUAUUUUGGGUAAUAUUUUCAUGUUUGGGCUUGACGAUCCGGAUCAGGGGAGUCCAAUUCCUGUGAAUCGUCAAAUGGCCCUAAAGUACUUUAAAAUGUCGGCAUUAGAUUACAACCCAGAAUCCCUGUAUUUUUUGGCCGAGUUGGUCGCAUCGGAAGCCUUGGCCAAGGGCACUUCGUACUUUUACUCGCAGCUGGAGUACAGCUAUAAGCUCUACAGGCUGUCAGCAGACUACGGGUACCCGGCUGCAUAUUUAAGGUGCGCUCAGAUGCUGGAGGAGGGGCUUGGAGUUCAGCAUGACUUAGAAAGGGCAGUUCUAAACUACAAAACACUAGCUGAGCACUUUUACCACAACAGCAGCCAAUACGACGGCACCUUUCACUGUGUUAUGGAAGGACAUUUUCAUGAAGCAACUAUAUUCAGUUACUUGUCGGCAUUCUCGGGAAUACAAACUGGUCAAUGGAACGCCGCAAUGCUAUUGAAGGAUAAAAAAUGUGGAAUUUUCAACAAGAGCGACUUCAAAACUCACCUUAGUAACGCGCUUUUACAGGGAGAGACUGAUGCACUUUACCACUUGGCAAAAAUAGCUGAAACGGAUGGAAAGGGGCCACUUUCGCAGGAGCUGUAUCUAAACGGAUUUAAUUCAGGAGAUAUGAGGUGCAUUGAUCCUUUAAUUAAAGCGUAUUCUAAGACUAAUGUGAAUAAGGCCAUUGGCCUGGUCGAAUAUAAAAUGUACAGAGAUGCCAUUGAUCUGAAUAACGGUAACCAACCAUUGGUCACAAACUAUUAUAAUAAGAUGUCCUCCAAAAGAACCUUGGCUUUUCUUAAAAUGAAGAGACUGCUGUAUAAUAUGUUUAGUUAA